CUCCACGCUCCUACUCAGGCACAACUCUUCAGAAUUCAUGAAGGGACUUUAUCAGGAUGACAUCCCCAAGUUUUGACGUAAAAGCGCAUACAUGGCUGCUACACUAGUUACUAAGGCGCAGCAGUGGGCCCGAAUGUCUCCGGAAGGGCGCGCUACCAACCGUGCCGUACAAAGUCGCAACGAAUCCGGCAAGAUGCGGAAUAAACACUUCUAAUCACAAUGACUGUCUCUCUGUCUCCUACUUUUCGUCGAAUUUCAGCAACAACUAAGUUACAUUUCCGUACGGGGUUCUCACGUUGUUUUCACAAAGACAGCAGAAAAAUGAGCGCUCCAAGUCUGCAACUGGAUCCCAAUGAGCGAGUGCACGUGCUGGGACUGGGCAGCAUCGGGACAUUUAUGGCAUACUGCCUAACCGAUGUGCCUUCCAGACCUUGCACAACGUUGAUGCUGCAUCGACCUGCGCUCUACGAUGCUUUCAAGAAAAACAACGAGAAAAUCAGCAUAACUACAACGAAACAGACGCAAGAGCACGGAAGAUUUAACGCGGAAGGAUCUAAUGCGGAAGGAUUUGACGCGGAGGGAUUUGACGCCGAAGUGUUGGACAAUGACGGUUCCUGGCGGCGGACUACCAGGCAACAAAGCACCACAGAACAAACAAACCCCCACUGGGAAAACACCACCAACGAACCGAUCCGCCAACUGGUAGUAGCCACGAAAACGAUCCACACAGUUGGAGCCCUCAAGCCGUUGCAAAGCCGACUCACUCCUGAAACCACCAUCCUUUUCAUGCAAAACGGCAUGGGCAUAGUCGAAGAAGUCAACCGAUCCCUGUUCACUGAUCCCGUGUCCCGGCCAAAAUACCUCCUCGGAGUCAUCUCGCACGGUGUUGGCCGCGACGCGCCGUUCCGGAUCACGCACACAGGCUUCGCUGCCGCGUCCGUGGGGCCAUCUUCAUCCCGCCCAGAAGAACAGGGCAGCGACUAUCUGCUCCGCACGCUACCGCAGAGCCCGCUCCUGAACGCUACCGCGUACUCCUACGAAGACGUCUUGCAGAUGCAGUUGGAGAAACUUAUCGUCAACUCCUAUUGCAACCCGGUCUGCGCUUUGCACGAUUCGAAAAACGGAAUCUUGCUCGGAGAGACGCAUCGGAAACUAAAGCUGGAGCUUUUUGCUGAGGUGGUGCAGAUUAUCCACAGAAUGCCGGAGCUACAGGGCGUUGAAGGCUUGAAGAACCGAUUUGGCAUGGAGAGAUUGGAGGCGACGGUUGAUGGGAUUCUGGAGAAAACGCGCAAUACGACUUGCUCGAUGGUGUGGGACCUGAGGGCUAAGAGGGAGACGGAGAUUGCGUUCAUCAAUGGGUAUUGGGUGAAGAAGGGCAUUGAAUUAGGCGUGGAUACGCCUGUGAAUAACAUGUUGGUGCAUCGCAUCCAAGAGAUACAGUCGAGCUGGAGGGCUUAGUGUCAACUUGAACCCUUUUUGGAAAUCGGUAUCUCUUCCAGCAAUAAACGUCCGUCAUCGCGAACUGAGAUCCACUAUAUAGCGAGACAGUAGACGAUACAAGCAGUCCCUACAGAGCACUUCUUAGCCAGCUCCUAGCCCGAGUUCUAGGUAUAGAUAAGAGGGUCCUAGAGUAUAUAUACACUCUAUGUAUCUUAGCUGAGUAUCUUCUUCUACUCUAUAUAAAUAUUACUAUCUCGUCUUACGGUGA
Messenger RNA from Aplosporella prunicola CBS 121167, 1708 nucleotides. RefSeq lists its product as uncharacterized. Gene Ontology annotation, biological process: pantothenate biosynthetic process. NCBI's taxonomy places the organism in Eukaryota, Fungi, Ascomycota, Dothideomycetes, Botryosphaeriales, Aplosporellaceae. Gene Ontology annotation, cellular component: cytoplasm; mitochondrion. The record is from RefSeq and is a predicted model, not a curated record. The transcript has a single exon. Gene Ontology annotation, molecular function: NADP binding; 2-dehydropantoate 2-reductase activity. Bases 322 to 1458 code for a protein of 378 amino acids.